AUGUCAGGUCGCGCCUACGAGGAACAACACACCUACGGUGGACAUAUCCGACGUCACUCAUCGGUAGUGAACGAGAAAGGCCCUUCUUCCUUAUCGCCUCGCCGCAAGCCAGUCAGAAGCCAAAGUACGCGCGCAAGCAAUGGCACAGUUAGCACCACCAUGAGUGUAUCGACAGGAAGAUUGUCUCAAGCAACAAACAUCACACAACCUCCAUCGUACUCCAAAAAGUUUGUCGUUGUCGGCGAUGGGGGCUGCGGCAAGACUUGCCUGCUAAUCAGCUAUUCCCAAGGCUACUUUCCCGAGAAAUACGUUCCUACAGUUUUUGAAAAUUAUAUCACCCAAACUACGCAUACCCCGUCGGGCAAGACUGUUGAGCUAGCCCUUUGGGAUACUGCAGGACAAGAAGAAUACGACAGACUUCGGCCGCUCUCGUAUCCGGAAACAGACCUUCUCUUUGUAUGUUUCGCCAUUGACUGUCCGGUCUCGCUCGAAAAUGUAAUGGACAAGUGGUACCCUGAAGUCCUCCAUUUCUGCCCCACCACCCCGCUCAUCUUAGUUGGCCUCAAAUCCGAUUUACGGACGAAGCGCACUUGCAUCGAACUUCUCAAGAGUCAAGGAUUAACGCCAGUCACGCCUGAACAGGGCCAAGCUGUGGCUCAACGGAUGGGCGCCUUUUAUGUGGAAUGCAGCAGCAAGGAGAUGAGAGGUGUCGAUGAGGUGUUUGAGCUUGCAGUCAACACAGCGGUGGGUAUACAAGAAAGCAGCUGGAAUUCCCACGGAGGUGGCCAUCAAGGUGGUGGAGGCAAGAAGAUCAAGAAGCGAUCUUGCAAGAUUCUUUGA
This is a messenger RNA of Coccidioides posadasii C735 delta SOWgp, 840 nucleotides long. It is a transcript of the gene RHO4, whose product is annotated as Rho GTPase. The record is from RefSeq and is a predicted model, not a curated record. Lineage: Eukaryota; Fungi; Ascomycota; Eurotiomycetes; Onygenales; Onygenaceae. Gene Ontology annotation, biological process: small GTPase-mediated signal transduction. Gene Ontology annotation, molecular function: GTPase activity; protein kinase binding; GTP binding. Gene Ontology annotation, cellular component: cytosol.